This is a messenger RNA of Erpetoichthys calabaricus (reedfish), 6202 nucleotides long. RefSeq names its product TBC1 domain family, member 4 (gene tbc1d4). The coding region runs from base 489 to 4298 and encodes 1269 amino acids. The transcript is spliced from 20 exons. The record is from RefSeq and is a predicted model, not a curated record. NCBI's taxonomy places the organism in Eukaryota, Metazoa, Chordata, Cladistia, Polypteriformes, Polypteridae.
CGCCCUACUCCUCAGUGCUGUGCAUAAAACAAAAGCAUUUGCAAAUCGUCGACGAGGCGUGCAGAGUAGCACGAGGGUCGUUUAACAGCGGGCAUGGGGUAAGCCUCUGCCACUUGUCGCAGUUCACCCCCAAGUGGCAUUUAAAUAUAUACUUGGCCGGAGGCGGCGGCCACGUUUUUAAGGUCGCUUUGCUUUUAGGAGUAAACGAAGGGGGAGGGAGCUGCAUGCUAGCACAAACUUUUAAGGACGAGAACUGUACACACUUUUUAGCUGCGCCAGGAGCACAUGUCGCCGUGCUGCAGACGACGCACGCUGGCACCUCGCGCGGCUGUACUUUUAAGAGCCUGGAUAAUUGCGUCCUCGUUGCGUCGGGGGCGAGCAGUGACUUGUCAAACUUGUUACAUCCAUUAAAUAAACUGACACGACCCCAGUACCCCUUACGCCUCUGCAGAAUUUGAUCAGAACACUGCUGUACUUCUUGGGCGACAAUGGAGCAGGAAAACCUGCAAUCGACUGAGAAAGCUGGGCACCCUCUCAAGCUGGAGAAGAGGUUUCGUCUCUGGUACAUGGGUUGGUCAUCCCUUGACAGCAGGGUCACCAUGCCCAUGUUGCCCUGGCUCAUGGCAGAGAUUCGCCGAAGGAGUGAGAAGAGUGAAGCAGGCGCAACCCAGCAGAGAGAAGUACUGCUGUCUCUCACGCCACCUCUCGUUCGCUGCGUCCCCGCCGCCAACAACAGCAGCUCGUCCGUAUUCAUCUUUGAGCACAAGGCGCACAACAUUUUCAAAUUCAUCCGCAACAGCCAUGACCUCAUCCACUUCGCUUAUCUCAUCCGGACCCAACCGGACAAUCCUGAGUCGGAGAUGGCAUGUCAUGUGUUCAAGGCGUGCGACCCAGAACAGGUUUCUGAAGUUAUCAGUAGUAUUCGACAAAUUUCAAAGGCUGCCCUUAAAGAGAAUUCCAAGCCAAAGGAGGAAAGUGGGGACGCCUUCUAUAACUCCCAGAAGUUUGAAGUCCUGUUCUGUGGCAAGGUGACAGUUUCACACAAGAAUGGUCCAUCCACUCUAAUUGAUGACUGUAUUGACAAGUUCAGGCAAUAUGAAGUGGAAAGUAAACAGAUGAAACUGCUAAACAAGCAGAAAGGAUCAACUGAGUCUCAUGUGAAUUUUCUCAUUGGUGAUGUGGAUCCACUCAACUCACAGGAUGAUGGUAGUUUGGAUGUGCAAGAGGGUGAUAUUGUUAGUGGAAGCCCCUCUGGAACACUUCCCUCUAACACCAGCCAGACUAGUUUGUUUGGCUCUCUUGGUGCCUUCCCUGAAUGUAUUCUUGAAGACUCUGGGUUUGAUGAUCAGCAGGAGUUCAGAACCAGGUGUAACAGUACAGCUGCUGUCAUGCAAAAGAAAGUGUCAGACAAUAAUUUAAAAGGAGGAGUCCGCAGACGACAUGCCAGCGCUCCAAGUCAUGUGCAGCCUUCUGAUUCAGAUAAGAACAGAACAAUGCUCUUUCAAGUGGGAAGAUUUGAAAUAAACCUCAUUAGUCCAGACACGAAAACAGCAGUACUUGAGAAGAAUUUUAAAGAUAUUUCUUCAUGUUCUCAGGGUAUUAAAGAAGUUGAUCACUUUGGAUUCAUUUGCCGUGAUGCUUCUGAAAAUGGAACCAGUCAAUAUGUGUGUUACGUAUUUCAAUGUGCAAAUGAAAUUUUGGUUAAUGAAGUUAUGAUGACUCUGAAGCAAGCUUUUAGCACUGCUACUGCCCUUCAGAAUGCAAAAACUCAGAUAAAACUGUGUGAAGACUGUCCAAUGCACCUUCUUCACAAACUCUGUGAGCGGAUUGAAGGUCUCUAUCCACCUAGGGCUAAGCUUGUUAUACAGAGACAUCUAUCAAUUUUGAAUGAUAAAGAGCAAGCAGACAUAUUUGAACGUGUGCAGAAAAUGAAAGCAAGUAGUGAUCAAGAGGAGAAUGAGCUGGUAAUACUACACCUACGGCAGUUAUGCGAAGCCAAGCAAAAGACCCAUGUACACAUUGGAGAAGCCCCUCUGAAUGCAUCAAACACUGCAGUCCCUGAAAAUGUUGGGAGUAUUGGCAGGUUUAAACUGGACAUCCUGAAAAAUAAGGCUAAGAAGUCCUUGACCAGCUCCUUGGAAAAUAUCUUUUCAAGGGGAGCCAACAGAAUGCGAAGUCGUCUUGGAAGCAUGGACAGCUUUGAGAGAUCCAGUAGUCUAGCAUCUGAAAAGGACGGAUCACCUGGAGAAUCUCCACCUGCCACUCCACCAGCCUCACCUGUAUCUUCACUUGGACAACCAUUUCCAGAAGAAGAACUUGACUCACCACACUUUAGAAGAAGAGCUCACACCUUUAGCCACCCUCCCUCAAGCAAAAAAAGGAUUUCUUUUCCAGACUCCAAAGCUCAAAACACCCGGUCACCUCUCCACAGACAGUACUCUGUAGCUCCAGAACUUUUACAAAGCAGUCCCUCUGAAUUCUCAAGACGCACUCGCAGUGUAUCUGAGAGCGACUCUUCCUCCAUAGGCCGCCCCUCAUCCAUCUCCACUCCCACUUUCCUGAAAAAUAUUUACCAGGGCUCCAGCCGCUCUCCCACACAGGCUGAUGGUCGGACCCUCAAGAGUAAUGUGGAAGAGAGGAAGAGAAGUCUUUCUGGCUGCAGUGGUGACUCUGUAAAUAUAGGGAGUGCUCCUCUAACCCCUCGUAGAGUUUCUUGGAGGCAGAAAAUAUUUCUGAGGGUGGCCUCACCUAUGAACAAAUCAUCGGCAGCUAUGCAAAGGAAAGACUCUUUUGAUGGUAAUGAACUGUUACCUCUGUCUCCUGUGGCUCAUGCUCUGGAAGAAGACCCACUAUUAUCUCUUUUACCCACAAAUGUUAGUUCUGAUGGUCAGGCCAGAAAGAGGACCUCAGAAGAGUUACGUGACCUCUGGAGAAAAGCUAUACACCAGCAGAUUCUGCUUCUCCGCAUGGAAAAGGAAAACCAGAGGCUGGAAGCGAGUAGGGAUGAACUACAGAGCAGGAAAAUUAAGCUUGAUUAUGAGGAAGUUGGUCAGUGUCCAACGGAAGUGCUUGCAAUAUGGGAGAAAAAGCUGAGCAUACCUAGUCGUUCAAAGGUUCGGUUUGAUAUGGAGGAAAUCUACUCUGUUCUUAGUCAAGGUGUUCCAAAGAAUCGUCGUGGAGAGAUCUGGCAGUUUUUAGCUGCCCAGUACCGUUUAAGGCACAGGCUUCCAUGUAAACAGCAACCUCCAGAUAUAUCCUACAAGGACCUUUUAAAACAGCUUACUACACAACAGCAUGCCAUUCUUGUUGAUCUUGGACGGACAUUCCCCACCCACCAGUAUUUCUCUACCCAACUUGGAGCUGGGCAGCUCUCUCUUUUUAACCUCUUGAAGGCCUACUCUCUGUUGGACAAAGAGGUGGGCUAUUGCCAAGGGAUUAGCUUUGUGGCUGGAGUUCUCCUUCUACAUAUGAGUGAACAUCAAGCUUUUGAAAUGCUUAAAUUCCUUAUGUAUGACCUGGGCUUCCGUAAACAGUAUAAGCCUGAUAUGAUAUCACUACAGAUUCAGAUGUAUCAGCUAUCUAGGCUCCUCCAUGACUACCACAGAGAUCUCUAUGAUCAUCUGGAAGGGAAUGAUAUUACUCCUAGUCUCUAUGCUGCUCCCUGGUUUCUAACACUCUUUGCUUCACAAUUUCCACUCAACUUUGUAGCAAGGGCUUUUGAUAUUAUAUUUUUGCAAGGUACAGAAGUCAUCCUUAAAAUUGCACUCAGUCUGCUGAGCAGUCACGAAUCUCGUAUUAUGGAGUGUGAUGGUUUUGAGUCCAUUGUGGAUUUCAUGAAGAACACUAUCCCAAAUCUGACAGUUACCCACAUGGAAAAGAUUGUUGCUCAGGUGUUUGAAAUGGAUAUUUCUAAACAGCUUCAUGCAUAUGAAGUUGAAUAUCAUGUUUUGCAUGAAGAAAUGCUGGAUUCCUCUUUACCAUAUGACAGCAUUGACCGUUUAGACAAACUUGAAAGAACAAAUAACCAGCUUAAGAGGCAGAACAUGGACCUUCUGGAAAAUUUACAGGCUGCUCGUGCUAAAAUUCAAAGUCUUGAAGCUAGCCUGGAUGGCAUUCUUUCCCGGGAGAGUAAAAUGAAGCAAUUAAUACGCUCACUGGAACAGGAAAAGGCAACAUAUCAGAAAACAAUUGAACGGAUGCGAAGCUAUUUACCUGCAGAAGCUCUGUCUGACAUUGAAUUGACAGAAUUUACUUUCAGUUCAAACAGUAAAGGAAAAUUAGGAAAUAAAAAGCCAUGAAGAUGUCUUUUUGCCUAGUAUGUGACCUGCUUAUCACUUGUGUUUAAAAAUUUCCAUUAUGUGAUUUCCACAGGUUUAUCAACUAGGAACACUGUUACCCAGAUACGGUACAGAAUCUCCCACCACAGCUGUGCAACCUGGGAAUGGUUAUUAAAGUGUUAGACUAAAUUAUGUUCUUCCUUUGUGUAUUUGUUUUUUUGGGGGAAAAACAGUAAUCUGCACGUACAGUCUACACUUGUUUGUCAAGAUAAAAUUUGCAGAAAAAAAUUAAGUUUCUAUAUAAUGUUGAAGUUGUGGUGUUAUGUGGGUUUUUUUAAUGAUGUUUGAUUCAUUAAAAAUUAUGGAAACAGUGCUAAAUUGAUGCAGACCAAAGUGUAUGUCUGUAGGUAUAGCCAUGGUCAUAAAUCUUUAACAUACAUUUCUUUAAAAUAUAUUUCCUUUUGUACCAAAAAUGAGCUUGGUUGUACCUAAAAACAAAAUAAACUGUGUUGAACACCUGCCUGGUCGGCCACUAGGGUGUACUGCUAGCUUUGAAAAUGAAGGCAUCUCAAUAGACUGCACACAAAGGCUCUUGCCAGAAGUAGUGAGCAGCACUGUGGUUUUAUUAGCUGUGCUUAAGCCAAAAGUGUGCAUUUGUUACAUUUGCCCAAACUUUCUGUCUUGCAGUUACAUUUCCUGCACAACCACAAUGUCUAGCCCACAAAAGCAAACUGUCAAAAUUCAAAGUUACCCAUCACUGGUACAAGCUGUUCACACAACUUCAAAGAUAAAGAUUAAACUGAAAGGUAGAAUACAGUGCAUGGUGCUCAAUUUAGGGUAUGACUUUGCACUUCUAUAAACAAUACUAUUUCCUAUUUAAAAAGAAAAAGGUUGUGUAGUAUUGUUUAUGUUUUUGACAUAAUUCUUUCUUGGUUUUUAUUUCCAACUUUUAAUGUGACAUAUUCAAAAAAAUUGUUUUUUUCAGUGAAUGCUUUAUUCCAAUAACCUUGUACAAUAUGAAAUUCUUUGAAACACUGCAUUAAAUUAUUACAGCAAAAUACAGCAAAUUCUGUUGUUAUGUAGGUCAUUCAUUAAGCAGAUCACUGUUACAAAGUGCCAAAUCUUGACUCAUCUUGCAAGAUAGUACCACAUUUUCACGUUUCAGAAAGUGUUUUUCUCUAUGCAAAGUAAUCCUUCAAAACUUGAAGAAAACUACAUAAAGAUAGAGUAUACUUAUUUACUGGACUCAUUGUACUGAUACUAGUUUCCAUUUUGAGGUUUUACUUUUCACUUUUAGAAUUUUUUUUAAUGUGAUUUAAUUUCCACUGAAAUCUUAACAUCUGUUAUACAGUAAGUCAGGUGUAGAUUGCAUAACACGGUAUUUUUUUGUUUCAUUCAAAAUCAAGCAAAAGCAAAUAAUACAAAUAACAAACACUGUUAUGCAGUAUGCACAAAUGAUUGGUCUUUUCGAUGAGUCCACUAUGCAGUAGUAGGUGUCUCUAGUCGAUAAAGACUACAGAUGUGCUACUCAGUACUUAGCUUUCAUUUCUGCUUGGAAUGCUUUUCAUGUGAGCAUUGCCUUUGCUGCCUGGUGAAUGUUAUUUAACAUUCUGAUGGAAUGGUCACUGUGUGCCUUGUUGUGAUGGCUGGAUUACUGGUUUAUUGUAUGAGUGCAUAUUGCAGUCUGUACACAGAGGUAGUUUUCAUUAUCUGAUUUGGGUAGUGAUGAACAGAUUUUAUUUUAAAUAAAGUCUAAUUUUGCAUUAUUCUACAUAAUGCCAAUGAGAUACAGUUUUGGCUCUUUGUCAGUAGACUGGGACUUGCCUUCCACAACAAGCAAAGAAAAAUGAUUGUGAACUGUUUUACCAAAUAUGUACUAAUGUAAAAACUCAAUGCAUAAAAAUUAAACACUACUAUUCUGUUUA